AUGUGUCUGGAGCAUUGGGACGGCCGCAGGAGGAGCAGACGGCCGGCCUCAGGUGUGGGUGCGGAGAGCCGGCGGUGCAGCAACGUUCUGUCUGAUAUGGAGCUUGUGGCCCAAUCUAUUAUCUUUAUUUUUGCUGGAUAUGAGUCCACAAGCAGUGUUCUUUCCUUCCUUAUGUAUUUAUUGGCCACUCACCCUGAUGUCCAGCAGAAACUGCAAGAGGAGAUUGAUGCAACUUUCCCAGAUAAGACGCUCCCUUCCUACGAUGCCCUGGUGCAGAUGGAGUACCUAGACAUGGUGGUGAAUGAAUCUCUCAGAUUAUUCCCAGUUGCUGGUAGACUUGAGCAACUCUGUAAGAAAGAUGUGGAGAUCAAAGGGGUGCUCAUUCCCAAGGGGACAGUGGUGAUGGUGCCCAUCUUUGUUCUUCAUCAAGACCCAGAGCUCCGGCCAGAACCUGAGUUCCGCCCAGAAAGGUUCAGUAAGAAGAACAAGGACAGCAUAAAUCCGUACACAUACCUGCCUUUUGGAAGUGGACCCCGAAACUGCAUCGGCAUGAGGUUCGCUCUCCUGAACAUGAAACUUGCUAGUCGAGUCCUGCAGAACUUCUCCUUCAAACCUUGUAAACAAACACAGAUCCCCUUGAAAUUAAGCAAUCAAGGAUUCAUUGGACUGCAAAAACCCAUUGUUCUAAAGGUUGAGUCGAGAGAUGGAACCUUGAGCGGCACUUGACUUUCCAUAAAGAUCCCGCUUUGUUCUUCCGGAAGCUGGAUCCCACACCACCAGAGACCUCAGCUGAGUCUGUGAGUAAACCCAGGAAUGAAGAGGAUGUUAAUGUAGUGCACGUGAUGAGUAGGGCUUCCGAGUGUUCAUUUCACUUUCCAGUGUCCCAGUGGAGUAUUAUAUAUCCUGGUAACAUGCAGGAGGACACUUAUGAGCGCCAGCUUACCUGGUUCUCUGGACUCUCUCUGUCCACCCCAAGUGAGCACCUUCUGCUCCUCCUGAGAUCUGAUCAAAAUGAAAUUUCUCAACAAUUUCAUCAACCAUCUCUAAUGAAAACAAGAAUGAUUGCAGUGACAAUUAUAACACGCCAAUUUCUAUAUUAGGUAUUACAUUGAUCAAGUCAAUAAACAUCUCUUUACAAAGUA
Molecule: messenger RNA, 1142 nt
Organism: Manis pentadactyla (Chinese pangolin)
Lineage: Eukaryota; Metazoa; Chordata; Mammalia; Pholidota; Manidae
Product: cytochrome P450 3A19-like
Biological process (GO): oxidative demethylation; steroid metabolic process
Molecular function (GO): iron ion binding; testosterone 6-beta-hydroxylase activity; heme binding
Source: RefSeq, a predicted model, not a curated record